Messenger RNA from Tuber aestivum (summer truffle), 618 nucleotides. The record is from the annotation of a GenBank genome assembly. NCBI's taxonomy places the organism in Eukaryota, Fungi, Ascomycota, Pezizomycetes, Pezizales, Tuberaceae.
AUGGCCACCCUCUUCCGACGCCUCACCUCGACCCCCUUCCUCCGUGCGCAAUUCCGAACACUGAUCCUCUCGGGGCAGACCUUCUUCUUCGUCCACCUGUUCUGGGAGCACUUCUACUGCGUGGGCGCCGCGACGGGCGCGAGUAUGCUGCCGACGAUAAACAUCGCCGGGGACUGGGUCGUGAUAUCGAAGCUGUACUCCCGCGGCCGCGGGAUCGGCGUGGGCGACAUGGUCAGCUACGUGCGCCCGGUGGAUGGGCCGGGGGUGCACGUCAGUAAGAGGAUUAUCGGGAUGCCGGGGGAUUGGGUCGUAGCCGAUCCCGAGAAGGGGGAUGAGAUGGUCAAGGUGAGUCCGGGGAGCGUGGGAUUGGAUUGGAUUGGAUUGGAUCGGUGGUGGUGGCGGUAGUAGUAGUAGUAGGGAGAAGCGGCCUAAUACGCGGUUUACAUGUGUUAGGUCCCCCCGGGGCAUUGUUGGACCACCGGGGAUAAUUUGCCGUUCUCCAACGAUUCCAGGCAUUACGGACCUGUACCGCUUGCGUUGAUUCGUGGGAAGGUUAUCGCUAGGUUUAAGCCGAUGCCAAAGUUUUUCGAGAAUGGGUUGAAGGAUAUUGAGGAUUGA